CCCCCCCCCCCCCCCCCUCUUUUGCCUUCGCCACCAUGUCCACAUCGCUCCUUCAUCAAACCCCAUCAGCUACCGCCUCCCCCUCCCUGCCGCCGUUCCUAUCCGUCUCCCCGCCUCCCGUCUCCAUCCCCUCCUCACCCCGCCUCGAUGCCCUCUACGCCUCCUCCUCGUCUCAGAGAGAAUCCAAUCCUACAGGCUACAACGCCAACAUCUCCUGGUGGUCUCAAGUCGUCCAAGAGACCCUUCGCAGCGGAUGGUUGAAUCGCUCCGAGACCGAUCCCGAUCGAUUAGUCUUGACUCUGGACGACAAGACAGCAAAGCGAUUAGCCAAAGCCGAUGGGACGCUCCCGAGAGGUCUCGGCGGUCUAGCGCUCAAUCAAUCGACCUCCUCACCGCCGUUUUGGCACCCCUUGACUCACUUUAUGGCCUCGACUCUACCCAUACACUCACCUGCGAGCCUGACCUAUCGCUUUGUCGGUCGCCCGCUCUGGUGGAUCCUCGCUCAGGUCAACCCGUUUGGCUCAUCGACGACGACCGUGGAGAAGGAAGAGACCCUGUGGAAACGAUACAAAGGCAAAGAUUAUGUUCAUAUGCCUCUACUCGAGGAAACCGCAGCCAACUUUAUAGCUUACAUCGAGGACAACCCUCCGAUAUCAUACUCUGCCUCCUUGUUCACGCCCUCUUCCUUCCGUGACGAGUUUGGAGAGAUCAUAUUCCCAGAUAGCGAUACGCUGCCAGCAGGUCGCCACACCUUGUCCAUACGCGACACACAGGUCCUCCUACGUUGGCUCAGUCGCGACUGCGGCGUCGUCGUCAUGGAGGGCGAAACAAUUCGUAUCUCUUCCGACAGCAUCACGGAAGCGGACAAAGGCACCUUGACCAUCGUGACGACCUUGAAGCGGAUAGACGAGCAAGUGGACAAGCUCCAAGUGGAGAUUGACAAGUGUCAAGCCAAGGCAAAAGCCCACGUCCAUCAACGCAAUCUCGCUCUGGCCCAACUCAAACGGAAGAAAGCGCUGGAAGAGGUCCUGGACAAACGACUCGGCGUCGCUCACCAGCUGAGGACAGUGCUGACAAGUAUAGAUCAAGCCAAGGACGACGUGGAGAUCAUGGAGACGUAUGAGACCUCCAACGCCACGCUCCGAACGAUCCUCUCCAACCCAGCGCUCGAUGUCGAUCACGUCAACAAAACGACAGACGAUCUCGCCGAGGCGAUCGCCAGUCAACGCGAAAUCGACGAUGCCAUUCGAAUGGUGGGAGGUGAAGACAUCGAUGAGGACGAUCUGGCUGCAGAGCUGGAGGGGCUGGUCGAGGAGGAGAAGAGCAAGGUUGUGGAGAAGGCCAAGGCUGGAGAUGAGGCCACACCAACGGACCCGCUCUCGACCCAGGCGACAGACUCCGCGGACCAGCUCUCAACCCAGGCAACAGGCUCCGCGGACCAACUCUCGAGCCAGACGCCAGACACCGCGCUCGCUGCACUCGAGGCGCACGAGCGACGCUACCACGACGCGCAACAACGUCAACGGGAAGAACGUCAGCGAGCCGAGGACGAACGCCGUACACGAGACGCCCAACGCAUGCCUGCCGAGUGAUUAUGCAUACGUUAUGACA
This is a messenger RNA of Kockovaella imperatae, 1611 nucleotides long. RefSeq names its product Snf7-domain-containing protein. Gene Ontology annotation, cellular component: ESCRT III complex; multivesicular body. The transcript has 5 exons. The coding region runs from base 36 to 1592 and encodes 518 amino acids. Lineage: Eukaryota; Fungi; Basidiomycota; Tremellomycetes; Tremellales; Cuniculitremaceae. Gene Ontology annotation, biological process: late endosome to vacuole transport via multivesicular body sorting pathway; vesicle budding from membrane. The record is from RefSeq and is a predicted model, not a curated record.